Paramuricea clavata is the source of this 372-nucleotide messenger RNA. The record is from the annotation of a GenBank genome assembly. NCBI's taxonomy places the organism in Eukaryota, Metazoa, Cnidaria, Anthozoa, Malacalcyonacea, Plexauridae.
AUGGCUACCAUAACAAGCAAAGAAUGUGCUGUGCACUUCGUUGGGAGCAAAUAUGAACAAUUAAAAAGCUUUAGCAGUAAAACAUUUGAAAAGCUUAUUACCUUAAGAAAAAGAUGGACAAAUUUGAGUAAUAAUGUUGGCGAUGUGUGUCGAAACUCGCACAAAAUAAUAUCCGAAAAUUAUGAAAAUCAGUUUACUCAAAUCUCGAAUGAAGGCGAGAAAGAAAGUUUUGCCAAUGGCUAUUAUUUCCAUUUGGAAUGUUAUCGUAAAGUGGCGAACGUAUCAAAGUUGGAGAAGUCUGAAUGGAAUCCCAAGAACGAAAUACAUGACCAGCAUCACUGCAUCAGAGAGCGAUAUCGAAAGCGAAGUUAG